This is a messenger RNA of Triticum aestivum (bread wheat), 799 nucleotides long. RefSeq names its product AAA-ATPase At3g28540-like. Gene Ontology annotation, molecular function: ATP hydrolysis activity; ATP binding. Lineage: Eukaryota; Viridiplantae; Streptophyta; Magnoliopsida; Poales; Poaceae. The coding region runs from base 265 to 756 and encodes 163 amino acids. The transcript has 2 exons. The record is from RefSeq and is a predicted model, not a curated record.
UAAAAAAAAUAAACACAAUACAAACAUAGACACUUAUACCUACACGCAUACGCUCAUCCCUAUAAACGCACACACGCACACCCUACCCCUUACGAGCACCUCCGAGAGACUCAGUCGACACAUCAUCUUGAGAUUGAUAAAGUCGCCACAGACGCCUUCAUAGUCGAUAGGGGACGUCUCCUCUCACUGAACGCACAUCGCCGGAGGUUUGAAAUAUAUCUAGAAAUAUGUGAGCGCCAGCUCAAGUUUAGGACUUGAACCCUGAUGGGCUGGAGAUAUCACUGUCUUCCUAGACAUCCAAUCAUAGGCCUACUCAACUUCAUCGACGGGCUAUGGUCGGCAAGCGGCGGUGAGCGGAUCAUCAUCUUCACCACCAACCACAAGGAGAAGCUGGACCCGGCGCUAAUCCGGCGGGGUAGGAUGGACAAGCACAUCGAGAUGUCCUACUGCCGCUUCGAGGGCUUCAAGGUGCUCGCCAAGAACUACCUAGACGUGACCGAGCAUGUGUUGUUCGGCGAGAUCCGGCAGCUGCUCGAAGAGACCGAUAUGUCACCGGCCGACGUGGCAGAGAACCUGAUGCCCAUGUCAAAGAAGAAAAAGAAGGACCCAAACAUGUGCUUGGCAGGCCUCAUCGCGGCGCUCAAACAGGCCAAGAAAGACGCGGUGACGGUUGCGGCAGCGGCAAAGGCGAAGGAGGAAGAGGAGGCAGAAGCAAAGAAAACCAAGGAGAAAGAGGAACCCAAGGAAGACAAAUGAAUUAGCCAACCAAGACAUCAAACAAGUUUGAUUGCUCACUAGU